Molecule: messenger RNA, 2521 nt
Organism: Fundulus heteroclitus (mummichog)
Lineage: Eukaryota; Metazoa; Chordata; Actinopteri; Cyprinodontiformes; Fundulidae
Exons: 6
Coding region: 293-1228 (311 amino acids)
Molecular function (GO): zinc ion binding
Source: RefSeq, a predicted model, not a curated record
CAGCAGUUUGUAUCUUGAGAAACAGAAAUUGAGACCACAGUGGAGGACAGAUAGAAGGUCCUGACUUGAUGAGUUGUUAGAACCUGCUUACAUUGGAGGCAGAUGGGAGUUUUGCUUACUGAAAGAUGUUCUGAGGGCAGAAACUAAUGGGAUUGGUUCAAUCAGGCAACCAAUCAGAACAGAGGAGAGGCGCGCCUAACUAAUUUGAAGUUAGCGAGAGAAGCAAGCGGUUGUUACUGUUUAUUUUCAUGGUCGCAUUUCUUGCUUAGCUCUAAGAACCAUUGGGAAGAUAAUGGAGAAAUACUGGCUGAAGGGUGUUUCCAAAAGGCUGAAGAAGAUACAUGAUGCCCGGGUUGAGCAAGAGGUUGUCAUUAUCCAAGGAGAGGAAAAGGACUUCAUGAACAUUUAUAUAAAUGAGCUGCAGGAAAAGCAGAAUAUGUAUUUCAAAGCUCCAGUCUCCACUCAUAAGGACUAUCAUUACUAUGCCUGUGAAAGAGCCAGCAAAGCCAGUGGGCAAAGUAAAGGAGAGUCCCAAAAGACCAGGGCAAAUUCUUGUGAGGCAUACAUAUCUUUUAAAUUCAUCACUGACUCCGGAUUCAGAGGUGUUGUGAUCCAUAAAAUGCUGCAACACACUGGGCAUGAUGUAUCUAAUGAAGAGGAUGGGAUAAAAAAUCGUAUACACCCAGAACUGCUUGGAUUUGUAGAGAUGUGGCUUACACAGGGUUGCUCAACAUCAGAGACCCUCCUGAAGAGCUGUGAUUGGGCACACAGAAAUGGCCAUGUUGAUAAACAAAAUCGAAGGUUUUAUCUAACCCCUGAAGAUGUACGCCUCAUCAAAAAGAAUCUCCAUGGUGUCACCUUUCCGCAUCGUAAUGAUUCUGUUAGUGUUGACUAUUUGGUCAACACUGAGCUACAACAAAACAUUUGUUUUUAUCAGCCACUCAUCCACCAGCAACCCCUUAUCAUAGUUGUUCAAACACCAUCGCAAAAAAAACUACUGGAAGAGAACCCCCAUCCCAUGGUUUUCAUGGACGCCUCCUAUAAAGGCAUUACAGCCUAUGGCUAUGCCUUUUACGCACUGCUGUUGAUCAAUAAAACCGGAAGAGGUGUACCAUUUGCAUAUUUUAUCAUGAGCAAGGAAUCAAGUGAAACACUAAGCCUUUGCAUACAGGAGCUUCAGCGAAGCAAUCCUAGCUUUUAUCCAAGGCUGUUAAUAGAUGGCUUGUGAAGACUGAUGGAGGGCACUUGACAGCUGACCAGAGAAAUGUGGUCAUACAUGCCAUAGUGACCAUGAAAGCAUGCCUAAGGGAAGAAGAAUUUCUGAGUGUGUCUGCUAAAAAGUGCAGCGAGAUUGACAACUAUUUAGGUAGUACACAUGUGACAACCUACCUAAAGACCCAUUGGUUCCCUUAUGCUGAGCUGUGGGUUAAUUUUGGCAGAACAUUCUUUCAUUGUAGCAGUGAGACCAACAACAAGGCAGAGAGAUUCUUCCUUACACUGAAGUAUCAGUUUCUACGGGGCCAGGCCAACAAGAGAGUUGACCAACUUCUACAUUUGCUGUGUGGAGAUAUGCAGAAGUAUUAUAGUUACAUGGAUGACCUCACAGUUGCUGGAAGGCUGAAAGUGGACACCUCCGCUGCUGCUAAGGAAGCUGCAGUCAUGCUUGAAAAGGGUCUUGGCUCAAACUUAAACAUGGAAAAUGGAAAAUGUUCUGUAAAAUCUGAAUCUGGUCCCAACUUCUACACUGUCAAUUUAGUUAACUUUAUGUGUGAUUGCGAAAGUUUCAGAAUAGGUAACCUGUGUAAGCACAUCAUUUUAGUGAAGACAGAGGCACAGAGGAGAGGGAUGGAUAUUGAGAAAAUGCGAAAUACAGAAGCAGAAAAAGUAAUCAACAGUCAACUGUACCACAAAAAUGAUGAAAACGUAACCGUCUUCCAUAGUGAUGGAAGCAUUAGUGUUGUCAGUCUGAAAAAUCCAACUUUGUGCACGUGUACAGCAAAUAGUCACAGAGAAAAAUGUGUCUGUCUACAUGUUGUAAAUAUCCUACAACCUCAAGAGCUACCCACACACUCAGAAAACACAGUACAGUCACAAAAGCCUGAAGCUGAACAGAAACCGUCUAUACAUGCCAUGUUGACAGACCUACUAGAGUGGUGCAGUUCAAAUAGUUUCAAGCCAAGCCAUGACCUGUAUAACACUGUACAAAGAGCACACAAGCUGGCUUUCAGCAACUUCACCAGUGUGUCCAAAAAAAAGAAAAUUGUGGCUUUACAUGCAUAUAGGCAACAAAUGAAAAGAACAAAGCAUGAGAACUUCCAACUAAAAAGAAGAACAAGGAUACACAACAGACUCCACUCAAAAAACUGAUUUUAUUGAACAUGUUGAACACUUGAUGUACAGUUAUUGGGCCGGUUGGAGACUGGCUUGUUUGUCUCUAUGGUAGGAGAAGAAUAAGAGAAUAUGCAAUACAUCAAUGCAGUAUAUGAAUGAAAAUAAAGAAUUAUAAAUGUGUACAAUCAAU